This is a messenger RNA of Chiloscyllium plagiosum (whitespotted bambooshark), 429 nucleotides long. RefSeq names its product histone H2B 1/2-like. The record is from RefSeq and is a predicted model, not a curated record. Lineage: Eukaryota; Metazoa; Chordata; Chondrichthyes; Orectolobiformes; Hemiscylliidae. Gene Ontology annotation, molecular function: DNA binding; protein heterodimerization activity; structural constituent of chromatin. Gene Ontology annotation, cellular component: nucleosome.
UAUUCUGGGACAGAAAGUGAGCGGCGCUAUGGCUGAUGAGAAGAAAGCACAGCAAGCCUCCAAGAAGGGCGCGAAGAAAAUCAUCAAGAAGACGCCAGCGAAGGGCGGCAAGAAGAAGAAAAGGACUAGGAAAGAAAGUUACUCCAUCUACAAAGUGAUGAAGCAGGUUCACCCCGACACCGGCAUCUCCUCCAAGGCCAUGAGCAUCAUGAACUCGUUCGUCAACGAUAUUUUCGAGCGCAUCGCGGGGGAGGCUUCCCGCCUGGCCCAUUACAACAAGCGCAGCACCAUCAGCUCCUGGGAGAUCCAGACCGCCGUGCUGCUGCUGGCCAAGCACGCCGUGUCGGAGGGCACAAAGGCGGUGACCAAGUACACCAGCUCCAAGUGAGGGACCGCAUUGCGCUGAAACAAACACACAUCCACGACCCA